Amaranthus tricolor (Joseph's coat) is the source of this 1560-nucleotide messenger RNA. RefSeq names its product nucleosome assembly protein 1;4-like. Gene Ontology annotation, molecular function: chromatin binding; histone binding. Gene Ontology annotation, cellular component: nucleus; chromatin. The coding region runs from base 140 to 1303 and encodes 387 amino acids. Gene Ontology annotation, biological process: nucleosome assembly. The record is from RefSeq and is a predicted model, not a curated record. Lineage: Eukaryota; Viridiplantae; Streptophyta; Magnoliopsida; Caryophyllales; Amaranthaceae. The transcript has 12 exons.
AGCUACACUCAAACCCUGAACAACAUAAAUAAAUAAAGUCAGGAACACUAAAACAUUGUUAUCACACCCUUCAGAGGAGAAAGAGUAACCGCCGACUAAUCUCUUCUCCUCCCCUUCAAUUUCUUCAUCGAAUUCUAAAAUGAGCGACAACAACAACCCUAAUAACAACAAAGAUCAAUUAGAUAUGUCUGAUCUUUCCGAUAAUCUACCUGCUGCCGCCGCUGCUUUGAGUGCGGAAGAUAGGGCUGGCCUUGUUAAUGCGCUUAAGAAUAAGUUGCAGCAUUUGGCUGGAGAACAUUCUGAUGUACUUGAAUCUUUGACUCCUAAUGUUAGAAAGCGCGUAGAAGCACUCCGACAAAUUCAGAGUCAACACGAUGAACUCGAGGCUAAAUUUUUUGAGGAACGAGCUGCACUUGAAGCUAAAUAUCAAAAGCUUUAUGAACCACUUUACUCAAAGAGAUAUGAUAUUGUUAAUGGAGUUGUCGAAGUUGAAGGAGUUACAAAUGAAGCCAUGGUUGAGGAAGGAGAAGAAAAAGCACCUGAAGAGAAAGGUGUACCGAACUUUUGGCUCACAGCUAUGAAGACUAAUGAAAUAUUGGUUGAUGAAAUUACAGAGCGGGAUGAGGGAGCACUCAAAUAUCUCAAAGAUAUCAAGUGGGCCAGGAUUGAUGAGCCAAAAGGAUUCAAGCUAGAGUUCUUCUUUGAUACAAAUCCUUAUUUUAAAAACGCAGUUCUCACUAAAACCUAUCACAUGAUUGACGAGGAUGAGCCUAUACUUGAGAAGGCAAUAGGAACGGAGAUUGAAUGGCUUCCAGGAAAGUGUUUGACACAGAAGAUCCUGAAAAAGAAGCCUAAAAAGGGAUCAAAAAAUUCCAAACCUAUCACUAAGACUGAAAACUGUGAAAGUUUUUUCAACUUUUUCAAUCCACCUCAGGUUCCUGAUGAUGAGGAUGAUAUCGACGAGGAGGCAGCGGAGGAGCUUCAGAAUCUGAUGGAGCAAGACUACGAGAUUGGAUCCACCAUUCGAGACAAAAUCAUUCCUCAUGCUGUAUCAUGGUUCACCGGAGAGGCAGUUCAGGGGGAGGAGUUUGAUGAUAUCGAUGACGACGAUGAUGAUGAUGGAGAUGAAGAGGACGAUGAUGAGGACGAAGACGAGGAUGAAGAUGAUGAGGAUGAAGAUGAUGAUGAUGAGGAGGAGGAGGAGGCUGAGGUGAUCAAGUCCAAGAAGAAGAUAUCAUCAUUUAAGAAGGGUGGAAAAGCACGACCUGCAGGUGAACACCCUCCAGAAUGCAAGCAACAAUAGUUGGUUGUGUACUGGCCGGAGAAAAUGGAAGCCCAAAAGCGUGUUUUACAUGAUGGUACCGUAUCGGAGGUUAUCCCUCAAGAGUUUUGUUGGUGUCAAAAAUCCUUGUGUUAUUGUUUAAUUCAUUUGUCUUCCCUUUUCCCUUUCUCAUGGAGGAUUUGUAAUUGUGCUUGGAUUUAUGGGUGUGUUCUACUUGCUAUGUCUUUGAAACCGAAGUUUUGUGGUUUGUUUAUAUAAUAUUUAUAUAUUUAUUUAUC